GUCUCAAGCACUUUUUCUCUCUCUCUCUCCUUGAACGUACGCACUUGCUCUCUACCCACUCCGCUGUCCAGCAAGUAUCUAACCCACCCGCCCACUUCAACCCGUCCCUCUGAGAUUGACCUGCUUGCUGACUGCUGUAUGAGGGACAAGAAAGCACAUAACACUGGCUGUCCAGAUCUAAUACUGAUGGACCAAUAGAAUCUGGACCUCAAAUAGAGACAGGCGGACUGGAAAGACGUUUUCGACAGUGACGGUGGAUGGGCUAAUCCCUCGCGAGGCUUCGUCACCACUCCGGCCGGUGCGGCCCAUGGACCUGCGUACCCACGGGCUGGUGCGACCCGGGCUGGAAUCAGCCAUGCUGGCCCCCCACCUCCCCCCAUUCCUGGGGGCCUUCUCAGCCCGGCACUGUGCCAAGUACUCCCAGCAGCACCUGCCACAGCACAUCCAGUACGAGUAUGACAGGGAGCAGAGUCGGCAGGAGAAAGAGCAGGAGAAGAGGCAGGAGCUGCAGCAGCUGAUGCACAAGGAUAAGAGCGAGCAGAGUGCUGUGGCCAGUCCCCUGGUGAAACAGAAACUCAGAAGCCAAAUCCUGAAGAGGAAGGAGCAGGCCUCCCUGGAGAGGACCGCCUCCAACCUCUUCAGCAGCACCACGCCCAGGGGUUACAGGGAAUUGGCCCCAGAUCCUGACAUGACCCCAAAGCCUCACAUGGUGACCCCUGAUGUCCAUCAUCCACUAUGUGACCAACGCAAGGACAUGCCCCUCAGAAGAACAGCCUCGGAGCCCAUCCUGAAGGUGAAGAGUAAACUGAAGAAGCACAUCAACUCCAGACAGAACCCUCUCCAACGCAAAACCAGUGCUCCCCCUACUGUCAAGCACAGAACGCCGGACACUCUGGACUAUUCCCCCAGCAGCAGUAGCACUCCAGUGUCGGGGUGCAGCUCGCCCAAUGACAGCCUCCUCUCGGAUAGCCCACUUACUACCGGACUGGCCCACGAGGCUCAGAGGUUGCUGCUCCAGGAUGGCACACUGGCCCAUUUCUCCUUGCCCUGCUCCACCGCCCUGCCCACCAACAGCGCCAGGCUGCCCGCCCAGGGUGACAGGGAGUCGGGUGGCCAUCAGAGGGUGGCCAGGGUACUGCCCCAGGUCUACCUGCCCAUGGAGGGCCUCAGUGCUGCCCAGCUGGCCCACCAACGCCUCCAGCCCCUGCUCAUCCUGGAGCCCUCAGUGCUGCUGCACACACAGCUAGUCACUGUGCGAGGCCUGAGCCCGGGCCAUCUCCAGUACCCCUCCUCCAGACUGGAAGGCCUGGCUCCCCCGGGCCUCCACAGACCCCUGGGUCGGACCCGCUCUGAGCCCCCGCUGCACUCUCACCACCACCAGCACCAGUUAAUUCAGCAGUACCACAACGCACUGCUGCUGGAGAGACUCAAACAGAACACACACCUGGGCAAGCUCAUGACCAAGUCCAGUGAGAAGCCUCGUGUCACACAGAUCCCCUCGAAGGACAUGGACCCGGCGGAGACCGGGCCUGGGGACGGCUACCAGAGGAGGACACAGAGUGGGACCAGUAGCACUGAGUCAAUGUGGGACACAGAGUCCACCUCCUCAGGCGAUUACCUAGGAGAUCACACCAUGGAACACACACCUCUGAUGAAUCAGUCGUUUCGUUGGGAGCAGCCCAGGCACCACCAGGUCYUGACAGACAGGCGUAGACAAGCGACCCACCUGGACCCCCUGGGUGUGCCCGUGGUUCUGGGCCCUGCACACCGCCCCCUCGGUCGCGCCCAGUCCUCCCCCGCCUCCACCUCUCUCCCUCCUCCUCCACAGCCCACGGACACCCCACAGUCUCUGGCCGGCCCUGGUCCGGAGACCACCGCCAAGCUACGCUUCACCACUGGUCUGGUGUAUGACUCUCAGAUGCUGAAGCACCAGUGCACCUGUGGCGACAAUAGCCGACACCCCGAGCAUGCUGGAAGAAUCCAAAGCAUCUGGUCCAGACUUCAGGAGAGAGGCCUCAGGAACCAGUGUGAGUGUAUCCGGAGCAGAAAGGCAACUCUGGAGGAGCUUCAGUCUGUCCACUCUGAGAAACACGUCCUGCUGUACGGCACCAACCCACUCAACCGCCUCAAACUGGACAACCGCAAGCUGGCUGGAAUCUUAUCUCAAAGGAUGUUUGUGAUGCUACCUUGUGGAGGAGUUGGAGUGGACAACGAUACGAUCUGGAAUGAGACACACACGUCGACGGCGUCUCGCUUGGCGGCAGGCAGCGUGACGGAGCUGGCGCUCAGGGUAGCACAGGGAGAGCUGAAGAAUGGCUUUGCAGUGGUGAGGCCCCCUGGACACCAUGCAGGUCGCUCUACCCCCUUGGGUUUCUGCUUCUUCAACUCCGUGGCCAUCGCAGCCAAGCAGCUCCAGCACAAACUCAGCAUCAACAAGAUCCUCAUUGUGGACUGGGAUGUUCACCAUGGCAACGGUACCCAGUCAGUGUUCUACAACGACUCCAGCGUGCUGUACAUCUCCCUGCAUCGCUAUGACAAUGGCAACUUCUUCCCCGGGAGCGGGAACCCAGCCGAGGUUGGAGCAGGAGCAGGUGAGGGCUUCAAUGUCAAUGUGGCAUGGAUGGGAGGCUUGGACCCUCCCAUGGGCGACGCUGAAUACCUGGCAGCAUUUCGGACUGUGGUGAUGCCGAUUGCCCAUGAGUUCUCUCCUGACAUGGUGCUGGUCUCAUCUGGUUUCGAUGCCGUCAAGGGACAUCCGGCGAAGCUGGGGGGCUACAAAGUGUCGGCCAAGUGUUUUGGCUUCCUGACACGUCAGCUGAUGGGGCUGGCGGGGGGCCGGGUUGUCAUGGCACUGGAGGGGGGUCACGACCUCACGGCCAUCUGCGAUGCGUCGGAGGCCUGCGUCCGCAUCCUGCUGGGCACUCAGGUCAGUAGACACAGAUCUAAGACCAGCUUAACCCUCUGUAAAUUCUAA
Salvelinus sp. IW2-2015 is the source of this 2974-nucleotide messenger RNA. Its product is annotated as histone deacetylase 7-like. NCBI's taxonomy places the organism in Eukaryota, Metazoa, Chordata, Actinopteri, Salmoniformes, Salmonidae. Gene Ontology annotation, biological process: negative regulation of transcription by RNA polymerase II. Gene Ontology annotation, cellular component: histone deacetylase complex. Gene Ontology annotation, molecular function: transcription factor binding; histone deacetylase activity. The record is from RefSeq and is a predicted model, not a curated record.